Molecule: messenger RNA, 1542 nt
Organism: Lagopus muta (rock ptarmigan)
Lineage: Eukaryota; Metazoa; Chordata; Aves; Galliformes; Phasianidae
Product: SUN domain-containing protein 2-like
Exons: 10
Coding region: 298-1188 (296 amino acids)
Biological process (GO): nuclear envelope organization
Cellular component (GO): meiotic nuclear membrane microtubule tethering complex; nuclear envelope
Molecular function (GO): protein-membrane adaptor activity
Source: RefSeq, a predicted model, not a curated record
UAAGGCUCCGCUCCUCAGAGCCAUCGCCCUUCCCAAUGCAGACCCGACUUGCACUGCCCACCCUGGCCGAAUGUGGGCCUGGUGCUGGGCUCCGAGCCCCGGGUUCCGUCCCUGCCGUGAGCUCACAGAAGGCGCCCGGCCGCCGGCCAUUGUGACAUCAGAGCCCCCGUCCCCCUGGGCCGCGGCGCCGCGCAGCACUGCAGUCCCGCGAGGACAGCGGAGCAGGCGAGGGGAGAGGUGCUCGUGUCCUGGCACGAGAGCCAGCUUUUGCCUGUGUCUGAGUUGGAAGGAGCCCAAAUGCCGGCCCGGCAGGGCAGGCGAUUCUCUGCUGCGGAGAGGGGAAGGACGACUCCGGUCUGGCUGCUUUCUCCCCUUUCUGCUGGCAUUUGUGUACUCAUCCUUUGUGUACUCAUCCUUUGUGUACUGGCAUGGAGGAGCGACGUCCUGCAGGUGCGGUCAGCAGGACCUGCGCCCCAGUUCCCAGCUCUGGGGAACUCUCGGGUUCAGAUGGAGAAGAGGCAGGAGCUGGAGGCGAGAUCCACUCAGCUGUCAGCCCAGAAGGGCCUCAUUCUCCAAGCCCUGUUUGACGUCCUGCACGAGAACGGGAUCCACGGAUUCACCAGCGAGGAAAUCCUGCAGUCGACCCAGGAGGCCAUGGAGAAAAUGGUGGAGAACGGCGCCUGGCUGCCCAACUGGGCUCUGCAAACCCUGGGUGCCACCAUCGAUGCUGAGCGGACGUCCCAGAGUUACGGCGGGGCAGGCAGGCAGCACGGCUGGCUUUCCCCACUCUUCUCCAGCGCCAAGCCUCCUGAGACGCUGCUGCAGGCCGAUAUUUCUCCUGGCAACUGCUGGGCUUUCCGAGGAUCCGAGGGCGACGUGGUCAUCCGGCUGCCGCAGGAAAUCCGGCCCUCGGCUGUCACCGUGUGGCACAUCUCCAUGGCGGUCUCUCCCUCCGGGGAAGUCAGCAGCGCCCCCAGAGAGUUUAUUGUCUCGGGAAUGGACGAGGACAAACCACCAACCACCCUGGGCUAUUUCAUUUAUGACAUCAAAGGAGAGAUCGCCCAGACCUUCCACGUGCAGGUGGAGCCCCACAAAGCCUUCCGCCGCAUCAUGUUUCAUGUGCAGAGCAACUGGGGCAACGUGGAAUACACCUGCAUCUACAGAGUAGAAAUUCACGGCCACAUGUGAAACAUCUGUGAGAAGGCGGCCAUGGAAACAUUGACCACCAGGGCGGCCCCCGGUUGCCAGGCCUGCCAACACCACCCCCCGUCCCCCAAAGCACCACCUCUGCCCUCCCACUCCUCUCCAUCAUCAUUCAGGAGUUGGGAGCAACACCCCCAGGCUGUCAGUUUGGGGGCAGCAUCCAGCAGUCAUUUUGGGGGCACCAUCCAUCAUACAGCCUGGAGGAAGCAUACCAAGACCCCCAGUCCCCCAAAGCACCACCUCUGCCCUCCCACUCCCCUCCACCAUCCUUCGGGAGAUGGGAGCGGCCCCCCAAGUUGUCAGUUUGGGGGCACCAUCCAUCGCACAGCCUGGAGGAAG